This is a messenger RNA of Helianthus annuus (common sunflower), 636 nucleotides long. RefSeq lists its product as uncharacterized. The transcript has a single exon. The record is from RefSeq and is a predicted model, not a curated record. Bases 1 to 636 code for a protein of 211 amino acids. NCBI's taxonomy places the organism in Eukaryota, Viridiplantae, Streptophyta, Magnoliopsida, Asterales, Asteraceae.
AUGUCUGAAAGAACUGCUAGAGAAUGUUUAUACAAGUUUUGCAAAUUUGUGGUGACGCUCUACAGCCAAAAAUAUUUGCGAAAACCGAAUUACAAUGACGUCCAAAAUUUGUAUCAACACCACCAAGCAAGGCACGGUUUUCCAGGCAUGAUCGGGAGCAUUGAUUGCAUGCAUUGGGCAUGGCGGAAUUGUCCUACCGCUUGGCGAGGAAUGUAUACGCGAGGCGAUCAGGGACAUCCAACAAUAAUUCUAGAAGCUGUUGCGUCUCAAGACCUAUGGAUUUGGCAUGCUUUCUUUGGGAUUCCUUGUUCGAAUAACGACAUCAACGUUCUACAAAAUUCUGAGGUUUUUGACGAUGUUAUAAAAGGGAUCGGUCCUAAUACGAGGUUUACAGUUUCGGGUGUGGAGUACAGACGCGGGUAUUAUCUUGCCGAUGGAAUAUACCCACAAUACUCUACAAUAGUUAAAACGGUUAGGCAUCCUCCAGAUGAAAAAAGAAAGAAAUUUGCCAAGUUUCAAGAAGCGGCUAGAAAAGAUAUUGAACGGUGUUUUGGGGUUCUCCAACAAAGAUGGCAUAUUAUUGAAAACCCAGCACACGCUUUUACACCCAAAACGUUGCGAUACUGCAUAACAUGA